AUUCUAUGCUAUCAGCUCGAUCAUUUUAACGGUGUAAAAAGUCACAUCAGACUGACAUGGCACCUUGACGCUAUUUCUUUCACGAUUUUUCUUGAUGUCUUUUCAGUUCUUGGACUUGAACAGUUUAAACUGGGUCACGUGAACGGCGGAUCUCAGGAUUAUUCGAGAAUGAUCCGUCUCACGUAUCAAGAUGAGCGUUACACUAGACUCGCACCUGAUGCCUUCAAAACAUGGCGCCAAAUUGAAAAAGAAUCUGGACUUCAGGUUUUUUACAAAACAGGCAGCCUGCAACUGGCUGAAAUAGGCAAAUCAGACUUCAUAAUCAACGAAUACACGAAGGCAAUGGACAGAGCUGGUAUUAAGUACGAGUACCUCUCCAACACGGACGUGAUGCGGCGGUACCCCCAGUUCACAGUGGGACCUGAUAUAGUGGCGCUGUACCAGGACAUGGCUGGUUUCGUGGACGCUGCCCUGGGUAACUCCAUCCACAUCCAGUUGGCCAGAGGAAACGGUGCCACCAUAUUGGAGGAGUGUGCGGUGACGAGACUGACGCGCGCUGUUAACGGCAACAUCGUGGUUCAUACGACAAACGGGAAGUUUGAGUGCCGACGCCUGAUCGUUGCAGCAGGCGCCUGGUUGAAUCACGUGAUUGGGACUAUCGGCGUGCACGUGCCCGUCACUGUCACGCAGGAACAAGUGACCUACUUAGGAACGCCUCACAUGAAAGACUUCACAAAAGACAAGUAGGUAGACG
Gigantopelta aegis is the source of this 754-nucleotide messenger RNA. RefSeq names its product peroxisomal sarcosine oxidase-like. Gene Ontology annotation, molecular function: flavin adenine dinucleotide binding; sarcosine oxidase activity. The annotation marks the transcript as partial. The record is from RefSeq and is a predicted model, not a curated record. The transcript is spliced from 5 exons. NCBI's taxonomy places the organism in Eukaryota, Metazoa, Mollusca, Gastropoda, Neomphalida, Peltospiridae.